AUGGAUAUCUCCAAAUACACCGAAUGCCUCUCGCAAUGGCCCGCUCAUAUCGAGUCGGGCCUCCCUGCUGUCGGCGCACUGCUUCUGCUUGCUACUGGUGGCCUCGUCGUCGCCUGUAAGAUCUGGAGCUUCGUCCGCGUGCUCCUCAGUUUGUUUGUCCUUCCGGGCAAGCCGCUUCGCUCUUUCGGUCCUCCUGGUAGCUGGGCCGUCGUGACCGGUGCCUCGGAUGGUCUGGGCAAGGAGUUCGCGCUGCAGCUGGCGCGUGCCAAGUUCAACAUUGUGCUAGUGUCCCGGACCGAAUCGAAGCUUGUCACUCUGGCGGACGAGAUCACCAAGCGUUUCCCGAAUGUUGAGACCAAGAUCCUCGCCAUGGAUUUCUCCCGCAAUGCCGACGAAGACUACGAGGCUAUGCGCUCUCUGGUUUCCGGUCUAGAUGUCUCCAUCCUGGUCAACAACGUUGGCCAGAGCCACUCGAUCCCCGUUCCCUUCGCCCUGACUCCCGCUGCCGAGAUGAACGAUAUUAUCACCAUCAACUGCAUCGGCACCCUGCGCGUGACCCAGAUCUUCGUUCCCGGCAUGAUCCAACGCCGCCGCGGUCUGAUCCUGACCAUGGGCUCCUUCGGCGGCCUGCUCCCCACUCCUCUGCUGGCCACAUACUCUGGCAGCAAGGCCUUCCUGCAGCAGUGGUCCACCUCUCUGGGUUCUGAAUUGGCUCCCCAUGGUAUCGAGGUUGAGCUCGUCCAGGCAUACCUGAUCACCUCCGCCAUGUCCAAGAUCCGCCGCGCCUCUGCCGCCAUCCCUACCCCUCGCGCCUUUGUCCGCUCGGUUCUGUCUAAGAUUGGCCGAAGCGGUGGCUCCUCGACCUAUGCGUACAGCUCUUCCCCGUACUGGAGCCACGGUAUCAUGGCCUGGUUCCUGACCUCGGUCACUGGAGUCAUGGGCAAGUUCGUGGUUCACCAGAACAAGGGUAUGCAUGAAAGCAUCCGCAAGCGAGCUCUGCGCAAGGCGGAGCGCGAGGCCCAGAAGAAGAGCACCUAA
This is a messenger RNA of Penicillium maclennaniae, 1038 nucleotides long. RefSeq names its product ketoreductase. NCBI's taxonomy places the organism in Eukaryota, Fungi, Ascomycota, Eurotiomycetes, Eurotiales, Aspergillaceae. The coding region runs from base 1 to 1038 and encodes 345 amino acids. Gene Ontology annotation, biological process: fatty acid elongation. The record is from RefSeq and is a predicted model, not a curated record. Gene Ontology annotation, molecular function: ketoreductase activity. Gene Ontology annotation, cellular component: endoplasmic reticulum. The transcript has 2 exons.